AUGGAUCGUGAUCGGUACAGUAUAUAUAUAAGCAAUGUUUCUGAUAUAACUGAUGAAGAUAAUUUAAUUUCAUAUUUUUCACAAUUUGGUACUAUUGAAAGUUAUACAUAUUUUCCAAAAACUCCUCAACGUAAUAGUGCAGCUGUAAUAAUAGCAUAUGGUUUAUCUGUUGAUAUAGAUUCCAUUAUAAAAAAUAAUCAACGAAAAAAAUUUGAUGAUCAUAUAUUAUUUCUUCGUCGUACAUUACCAUGUACACGUCCUGCAUUUGAACGUUUUAUGUCAUCAAAUGAAUUAGUUGUAUCAUUAGAUAAAUUAAAUAAUGAUAAACAAUUUAAUGAAAUAAAUAUUAAAAAAUAUUUUAGUAAAUAUGGUAAAAUUGUAUCAUGUCGAAUUAUAAUUCCUUUUCGAACAUUUUUAAUUGGUUUUAUAGAAGGAAAUAAUGUUGAUUGUGCUAUUCUUGAUGAACCACAUUAUUAUAAUGAAAAUAAAUUAAUACUUCGAAAAUAUAUUUCACCAAAUCGUAUUGAUUUAUUUCGUACACAUAAAAAUUUAUUUGAUAAAAAUAAUAAAAAUAUAAAUUAUUCUUUUUCGGAACAAAUUCGUCGUUUAAAACAUAUUAUCGAAGCAUUACAAUUUGGACAAAAAAUACAAUUAAAUUUAAUUAAAUAUUCUUAUGAUAAUAAAAAAAUUAAAUUUAAUAGAGAACAUAAUGAUGAUAGUAUGAAAUUAUUUAUUCAAUUAAAAAAUAUUUGUAAUUAUAUGAAUAAAGAUAUUGAACAAAUGAAAGAAAAAAAUUCUUUUUUUAAAUUAAUGAUAGAACAAACUCAAGGAAUAAAAAAAAAUAUUAUUGAUUUAUAUAAAAAUAAAAUUAAAAAUGAACAUUAUCGAUUUAAUCAAUUGAAAGAAGUAAUAGAUUUAUUUAAUACUAUUUGA
This is a messenger RNA of Rotaria sordida, 933 nucleotides long. NCBI's taxonomy places the organism in Eukaryota, Metazoa, Rotifera, Eurotatoria, Philodinida, Philodinidae. The record is from the annotation of a GenBank genome assembly.